AAAAACGAAUGUCAAAUAAAAGUUUAUGCCAAAAAAAUGCGAAGUGUGAACUGGGCAGUAAAGUGUACGACUUUUGCAGAUUUACAGUUAAUGAUAUUAUUAUUUUAACUUUAUGCACAUAAUUCGUAUUAAUUAGAACUGCCUACAAUCAAAGAUAUUACAAUUAACAGUUAUAUCCUAAUAUUUAGUAGUAAAGAGACUUAAAAUUUAAGAAAAUGGGUGACAAUUUCCAAAAUAAAACCAUGGCUCCUGUAAUGAUGGAUUAUGAUUUUAAAGUUAAAACUCAAAACGAGCGUUCAAAAGUAGAGGAUUUAUUCGACUUCGAAGGUUGUAAAGUUGGUCGUGGCACCUAUGGGCAUGUGUAUAAAGCGAGGCGUAAAGACGGAUCUGAUACAAAAGAUUAUGCGUUAAAGCAGAUCGAAGGCACCGGUCUGUCAAUGUCCGCUUGCAGAGAAAUAGCGUUGCUACGAGAAUUAAAACAUCCAAAUGUAAUAAACCUCAUUAGAGUAUUCCUGUCUCACACUGAUCGAAAAGUAUGGCUGCUAUUUGACUAUGCCGAACAUGAUCUAUGGCAUAUCAUCAAGUUCCAUAGAGCAGCGAAAGCCAACAAAAAGUCUGUGAUGGUGCCUAAAGGUAUGGUGAAGAGUCUUCUCUAUCAGAUCUUGGAUGGUAUUCACUAUUUACAUUCCAAUUGGGUUCUACAUAGAGAUUUGAAACCAGCUAAUAUCCUAGUGAUGGGCGAAGGGCCAGAGAGAGGCCGAGUUAAAAUAGCUGACAUGGGUUUUGCAAGACUGUUCAAUGCUCCCUUAAAGCCUCUUGCUGACUUAGAUCCUGUAGUGGUCACAUUCUGGUACAGAGCACCAGAAUUGUUACUUGGAGCGAGACAUUAUACAAAGGCUAUAGAUAUUUGGGCCAUUGGCUGUAUAUUUGCGGAGCUAUUAACAUCCGAGCCUAUAUUCCACUGUCGUCAAGAAGACAUCAAGACAAGCAACCCUUACCAUCAUGACCAGUUGGAUAGGAUAUUCAAUGUCAUGGGAUUCCCACAGGAGAAAGACUGGGAAGAUAUCAGGAAAAUGCCUGAACAUGCUACCUUAGUGAAAGAUUUUAAGAGAUCUAAUUACCAGAACUGUUCACUUAGCAAGUAUAUGGACAGGCACAAAAUUAAACCUGACAGCAAGGCAUUCAGUUUGCUUCAACGUCUCUUGUUAAUGGACCCCAAUCGGAGGAUAACAUCAGAACAGGCUAUGCAGGACCCAUAUUUCACUGAGGAUCCACUUCCUACACAGGAUGUUUUCGCCGGCUGUCCCAUCCCAUAUCCGAAGAGAGAAUUCUUGACCGAUGACGAUCAAGAAGAUAAAAGUGAUUCUAAGGCCCGACAGAAUCAACAACAACAGCAGCAGACCAAUACACAACAGAAUCAAGUACAAGCGAAUAGUCACGAUCAUGCUGCGAAUAAUGCUAAGAGAAUGAGAAUGUCAGGUCAGAAUCAAGGCAACAACACAGGCGGUGGCGGUCAACAGGAGUUCCAUCAACAACAACAGAUGAUGUUCGGCGGGCAGCAGCAAGGUGGCAGCUCGCAGCAACAGGGAAACUUCCAGCAACGGUUCUGAUGAAACUGUGUGUUGGUUAGAGUAUAGUGCUGUGUGAAUGUUAGAGACAAGUUAGUUUGAGGACUUGAAGAUUGUAACGCAGGUAGACGGGAAAAAAAUAUAUUUGAAAUGUACUAAAAGAUCAAUAGGGAAGUUUCAGCUACUAAAUACUAUGUCCGAAUACAUAACUAUACGUAGCCUGCGUCUUCGUCCGCGCGGGAUAUCGAUGUAAAGCAUAAUCCUGAUUUUUUCGUAAGUUGAUUAAAACAAAUUCAAUCGAAACUUUUAUCUCUCCAAGAACAUGUGUUCAAAAUUUUGAUGACGAUCGAAUAAAUAUUAUUUAAAGUGAAAGCAUUACAAAAAAAUUACGUACACAUAAUAUACUUAAGUAGGGAUAUUAUUUUAACAUCCAAAAUUUUUAAACUUCUCUUUAAAUGAUCCCAACUCAAUGUAAUAUUUAUGGGACCAAAUGACAGCUAUAUCACUUAAAAUAAAAAAGAAUCAACAAAAUUCAUUACGCAACCCAUUUCCAGAAGUGCUUGUAAAGUUAAAAUAAAAGCAUCUUGUUGUUGGAUGUCAAACGUAACAGUUACAAAACUUAGCACAUAACAAUGGAAAAUUGGUUUUUAUUUGCGAAACUGUAGAAGAUUCCUCAAAAAGUUUUGUGGCUUACUUUAUAUUUUUUAACCUGGUCGUCCUAAUAAAGCGUUUGAGCGUUGUUAAUUAGAAGUUAUAGCUAAGUAAUAAAAAAAAACAUCUUAUACUCACCCGGAACAUAUUUCUGGCCUGAAUUUAAAUUAUAGAAACACUAGCUGUUGCCCGCGACUUCGUCCGCGUGGUUAGAAGAUAUAAGUUAUAAUUUAUA
Molecule: messenger RNA, 2454 nt
Organism: Trichoplusia ni (cabbage looper)
Lineage: Eukaryota; Metazoa; Arthropoda; Insecta; Lepidoptera; Noctuidae
Gene: Cdk8
Product: cyclin-dependent kinase 8-like
Exons: 8
Coding region: 216-1610 (464 amino acids)
Biological process (GO): protein phosphorylation
Cellular component (GO): mediator complex; nucleus
Molecular function (GO): RNA polymerase II CTD heptapeptide repeat kinase activity; cyclin-dependent protein serine/threonine kinase activity; ATP binding
Source: RefSeq, a predicted model, not a curated record